CGCGCGAAUGGUAUGGUUUUACAUUCUUAAUCAAACCUCUGCGCGUGACGGUCGAUCGCUUUGUGAGUUCGUUCGUUCGUUCGUUCGUUGUUUAUUUAUUUGUUUGUUUGGUUGGUUGGUUGAUCAACACAAUGGCGCGUACUAAGCAAACAGCUAGAAAAUCAACCGGUGGCAAAGCGCCACGUAAGCAGCUGGCGACCAAGGCCGCCAGGAAGAGUGCUCCCGCAACAGGCGGAGUGAAGAAACCUCACCGUUACAGGCCCGGCACUGUCGCUCUCCGUGAGAUCCGUCGUUACCAGAAAAGUACGGAACUUCUGAUUCGCAAAUUACCGUUCCAGCGUUUGGUUCGUGAGAUAGCGCAAGAUUUCAAAACCGAUCUGCGUUUCCAAAGUUCCGCCGUCAUGGCGCUGCAGGAGGCCAGCGAAGCUUACCUGGUCGGUCUUUUCGAAGACACGAACCUUUGCGCCAUUCACGCCAAGCGUGUUACCAUCAUGCCAAAGGAUAUACAGUUGGCGCGCAGAAUCAGAGGGGAGAGCUUAAACGCCGCCGUUCGCUCUUGCAACCAACGUCGUCGUCGUCAUCGUUGUAGAAUAAUAAUAAUAAUAAUAACAAUAAAUAUUAUUCAACACGACGGGUGUUUAAAAUAAUGUGCGCGCGUGCAUCGCAGCUCGCUCCUCGCAUAUUAUUAGAAACACAUAAUAUCGCGAAACAUUUAUAUUAUUAUAUUUACAAAUGAAGGCGAAAUUGACGCACGCGUGAUUCGCGCAUCAUGACUUUUAAUCAUUAAAGGCCCUUUUCAGGGCCGCAUAUAUUUCAAAAUAUAAUUACAAUUUGUUUCUUACAUCGUCUACGAAACGAGACUCGGCAAGUAAACGACAGACUAAGUAUAUAUUACCUUUAUGGCAUAUUAUAUUCAUAAUAAUAUUACCGUACUCAACACUAAACACAUAGAUUUGUGUAUAUUGUUAAUAAAAUAUUAAUAAUAUUAACGCAACAAAUUUAGGUUAGUUACCUUCUUAACUUUAUAAAGAAAAUAACAUAAUUACUGGUAAUAAUUAUAAUAUCGAUGAAUC
This is a messenger RNA of Manduca sexta (tobacco hornworm), 1073 nucleotides long. RefSeq names its product histone H3-like. Bases 132 to 647 code for a protein of 171 amino acids. NCBI's taxonomy places the organism in Eukaryota, Metazoa, Arthropoda, Insecta, Lepidoptera, Sphingidae. Gene Ontology annotation, cellular component: nucleosome. The record is from RefSeq and is a predicted model, not a curated record. Gene Ontology annotation, molecular function: protein heterodimerization activity; DNA binding; structural constituent of chromatin. The transcript has a single exon.